Molecule: messenger RNA, 6635 nt
Organism: Peromyscus californicus insignis
Lineage: Eukaryota; Metazoa; Chordata; Mammalia; Rodentia; Cricetidae
Gene: Llph
Product: LLP homolog, long-term synaptic facilitation factor
Exons: 3
Coding region: 469-843 (124 amino acids)
Biological process (GO): dendrite extension
Cellular component (GO): nucleolus
Molecular function (GO): RNA binding
Source: RefSeq, a predicted model, not a curated record
UGCGGCGUGGAGGACUGGCCUCGGCCCCUAGCUCCGCUGCGGCCCCUGGCCUCGGCCUGGCGGUGCGGGGUUCGGGAGGGCGAGCCUCGGGAUCGUCACGGCGGCGCCAGCUCGCUUGCCCCCUCCCCGGGGUUGUGGCUGGCCGGCUGGGGCUCGCCCCGUGGGUUGCCGCCACGCUCCACGUGCGGGUCUCGUUCGACCACCGGCGAUUGCUGGCGGUCAGAGGAGGCUCAACCGAGCCAUCCCCCGGUGCACGCAGCCUGCCCUGUCUGCAGAGCCGCGGUCCCCGGGGGAGCCAGCGGCGAGUAAGGGCCGCUUAACCCUGCAGUCCGCCGAGGGUGACGGUAGCCCCGGGUGGAAACUGCACGUAGGAGGGCGGGGGGUGACACAAGAGUCUGAGGGCCUGAGAAGAGCAAGCCUUGAGGAGAGCCAUUUCCAGGCGCAGCACCGUGAAUGCCAGGGUAAAGAAUGGCUAAAAGCUUACGGAGUAAGUGGAAACGGAAGAUGCGGGCAGAGAAGAGAAAGAAGAAUGCCCCACGGGAGCUCAGCAGACUUAAAAGUAUUCUCAGAGUUGACGGUGAUGCUCUGAUGAAGGAUGUUGAGGACAUAGCAACUGUGGUGGUCCCCAAACAGUGCCAGGGGAAAAUGCAGUGUACGGUGGACGAUGAAAAGGAAGACACAAAAAUGGAGACUGAACUGAAGAGAAACAAGAAGACCCUUCUAGACCAGCAUGGACAGUACCCAGUGUGGAUGAACCAGAGGCAGAGGAAAAGACUGAAGGCAAAGAGAGAGAAAAAACGGGGGAAAAGCAGAGCCAAGGCAGCGAAGGGCCUGGCCUGGUAGACCCUUGAGAACUGGAAAGUGGUGGUGCACGUGCCUUUAAUCCCAGCCCGCAGGAGGCAGACAGGCAGAGCUCCGUGAGUUCGAGGCCAGCCUGGUCUGCAAAGCAGGUGCCAGGACAGCCUGGACUGUUACACAGAGAAACCUUGUCUCAAAAAAUCACAAAAAAAAAAAAAAAAAAAGAAAAACUGGAAAGUGUUCAUGGGAAAGAAGUUCAGUUGUUAGGAAUGUCUUCACUGAUUUCAGCUCUCACUAAAUGGAAGCGAUUUGUUUUCAUAUUUUAGUUUGGUCUUAUAUCUGUAAUUCAAAUCCAGAAUAAUUGAUUUGUUUUGGGAACUUGAAUAAAUUACCUUCCGUGAUGAAAGAAAAUUGGAUGCUGCCUGAUAUGUGAGUAUUAUCAGACAUCGCAAUCUUGUGAGCAUUACUGUGGUUAUAAUUAUUUGGUUUUACAAAAUGGCAAUUAUAAUCAAUGCCUCAGAUUAAACAUGCUUCUACAAACAAAAUGUGGACAGAAAGCUAGUAUAGUGUCAUAUUUUAAAACAGGGUAUCAAGGGGCUGAAGAAAUGGCUCAGCAGUUAAGACCACAUAGCACCCUUGCAGAGGACUCCUGCUCUGUGUUAAGUGGGGGCUCAACCAGCUCCAGGGGAUCCACCCUCUUCUGGCCCCCACUGGCACCUGCACCAUGUGCACAAGCUCCCCCACACAAUAAUAACUAAAAAAGAAGUCUUGAGGAAAAGGACGUCAGUGGAUCUUACAAGUAGUACUUACUUGGAGUUUCUAUUUUUGUAAUUCAUAAUAAAAGGUAGUUUGUGUGUAGCACUUACAGUUUGACAUUUUCCUUUAUGUAUCUUUAAGGUUUCUAGUUACUGAGAAGCGCAGACGUCUUUAAUUUAGGUGGACUAUAACAUGUACAGAUUACUGUGCUUUUUAGGUAAUUAAAACAUCAUGGGUUUUUUUUCUGAAAACAAAUGUUCUUCAGGUUUUGUUUUUUGUUUUUUUCUUGUUUUGGUUUUAUGAGACAGGGUUUCUCUGUGUAGCCUGGGCUGGCCUAGAACUAUGUCUAGACCAGGCUGGCCUUGAACUCAGGCAGGGAUCUACCUGCCUCUGCUUCCCAAGUGCUGGGAUUAAAGGUGUGUAACACUACCACCAGGCGGUGUAGUUCAGUUUUAUAUCAUGUAGCUUAAAACAAUGAAGUGCAGCAUUUCUCAGAGUAUGUUAUUCAGAAUCAAUAUUUCUGGGUGUAUGAUAUAUAUUCAUCCAUCCAUUUGGGAAAUGGUCCAUAUAUAAAUAUAAGUAUUAACUAGCUUAGUGUUAGUAUUGUUUUAUGAAGAGAGCUGGCAUUAAUUAGCAUGACUACUCUUGACUCCUUACGUGCCAAUAAGAUGAGUUGAAUCUGUCUCAGCAUACUUUGUUAAUUUCAAUCAUUUAAAUUUAAUCUAAAUUUAGCAUUCCAUCUGAAAUUUCAUUCCAGUCAGAUUCACCACUGUGUGUUGAGUAAAACCUGGAACUUGGCGAACAUUAGGAAUGCUGAGAGCUGUGCACCUGCUCAGGAAAAACAUUCACUUCAUGUGGGGAAAAAGAAGAGGGUGUUAGAUUAGGAUUACUUGGCCCCGAGACUGCCGAGUAUACCACCGGGCCUAGAAUUAACCAAGCGCUAAGCAAGUAAGCUACAAGGUAAUGCUGGAUGUUUCAAUUUUUUUGUUUUUUGUUUUUUGUUUUUUUGAGACAGGGUUUCUCUGUGUAGCUUUGCGCCUUUCCUGGAUCUCACUCUGUAGCCCAGGCUGGCCUCGAACUCACAGAGAUCCGCCUGGCUCUGCCUCCCGAGUGCUGGGAUUUAAAGGGGUGCACCACCACCGCCCGGCGAUGUUUAAAAUUAGUAUAAUAGGUCCUCCUCAACUUAAUAGUUCAUCAGAAAGUUAGUGAAUCAUUUCAAAAUAAAAUACAUUUUUCUGAAGGUGGCAAGAACAGGCUGUGGAUGUAGCUCAGUAGUAGAACACUCAUCUCCAGCGUGUGCAAAGCUCUGGGUGUGAUCCCAGUAUUGACAGGUGGAAAGAAAAGGGAUUGGAAGGUGGAGAGUGUUCAAGCGUUCCUUGUUGCUGUAGUUGUGACAAUGUGUGUGUGUGUGUGGGGGGGGGGAAUAGAUACAUAAGUGCAUGAGAUAAAAUGCUGCAGACAUUAGCUCCUGACACUGAGUUAUUUGCCCUCUUUCAUCACGGGCACUGUCUAGGUUAAUGUUACACCCUUGGUUUUCAUUUAGUUUCAGCAGCAUCCUUGGCUUGCUGAAGUUGAAGACAUCACUUCCAGAAAUCUAUACAUAUUUUUCCUGUAGCUCACAACCUCAAAUUUGAGGAGAGCUCCCAUCCAGGGCCUUUCCGUGAUGUUAGGUUGUUCACCUACAGUGGGUUGUGACACUUGGUCACUCCAGUUUUAACUUACAAGUUAGAGACUGGGGGAUGGCUCCAUUGGCCAAGGUUUACUAAAAGCAUUAAGAACCCCAGUUUGGAUUCCCAGCACCCACAUAAAAAGCCAGGCCCAAGAGCAUGUGCCCUGGAACUAGGGAGACAUAAGAAGGUUCCCAUGUGUAGGCCAAGGUCAGUGACCAGGCCACUCAUCAGAAGGCUUGUGACCUGGGGCCAACCUAUGCAAAUGAAUGGGCACAGGUUACCUCAUCUUUAAAAGAAGUGAUAUGAAAGCAGUUGAAAAAAACGCCAGUUGAGACCGUCCUCUUCCCCCAGCCUCAGUUUACCAAAAUCACUACCCAAAAUGCUUGGGAGUCAUGUGCUAGUAUGUCAUGGCCUCAUGGCUUCUGGAAAAAGCAGCUGCUGUGGAGAAAUUAGUACCUUCUACACUUGGGAGUUGAUCACAACCUCGAGUUCUGGAUUAUGUAGCUGCAGGACGCGUCUAUCUCAGAUUUUGGCAGGAAAUCUAGAAUAGAAUUCCAAAAUCAGUUCAGGGGUGUGAUCAGUUCUUUGUCACUUUAUUUCUAAAGGCAAAUGCUUGGAGAAGCACAGAAUAGUUCUUUAAAUCUUUUAUGUAAAUAACUUUUCUUUACAAAUUUGUCUUUGAUGCGUUCGGGAGAGUUGCUGUAAAACCACCAGGGGGCGCUCAAGCCAAGCAACAAACUGCUUGGAUUAGACUGAGACUUGUUAGAAACACAAUGGACACUAUGUGCUCUUAAAGAGAUUAAAUAUACACAGGGCUAAUAAAAAUAUACAUUUAAAAUUAUUAGCUCAUCUAAUUCAGAAACCUAUGAUUAUGCUGCUAAUGUUAUCUAUACUCGAGGAAACUGAGGCCCGGGGACAGCUGUUCCAAAAAUGCAUUCUAACAGAGAUUCUGCCUUUCAAGAGCCCAAAAAUCUUCUCAGAGAGAAACGGUGAUCUUGGGGUAGAGUACUUGUAACUUGGUUUAAUCCCUGAUGGGAUCAGGUUGAAGCAGGCUCGGGUUAGAUAACAAACACGCUUUAGUAACAAAAUGAUUUAUAGAACCCUUCUCAAAUCUCCAAGCGGAAGCCAGGCUGGAUUUCUUUAAGUAACACUUCAUUAGGAAUAUGCCAAGUGGUCCAAACGCAGGUGCAGGCAAAGGUUAUUAGUGACCAGACAGCUAAGUAGAAGCAGCGUGACUGGCAGCGGACGCUCUUGUGGAUCAUUCAGCAGGGGUUUUGUUUGUUUGUUUUUGAGACAAGAUCUUGUAAUGUAGCCCUGGCUACUCUGGUACUCAAAAAUCUAGCUGGCCUCAAACUUGCAAUAAUGCCUCUGUCUCCUGAGUCCUGGGAUUAUAGGUGGAGACCACCAUGGCGGAAGGUCGGCCAUAUUUUGUUGGAUUGCUGUCACAUGAGUGCAGAUACACAUUUUUCCUCAUUAGUGCACAUAUUACUUAAAAUACACAGUGACUGUAAAGAAACUGAAUGUCAGCCGGGCAGUGGUGGUGCACGCCUUUAAUCCCAGCACUCAGGAGGCAGAGGCAGGUGGAUCUCUGUGAGUUCGAGGCCAGCCUGGUCUACAGAGCGAGAUCCAGGACAGGCACCAAAAUUACACAGAGAAACCCUGUCUUGAAAAACAAAACAAAAACAAACAAAAAGAAGUAAAAACUGGGUGUCUUCAGAAUUUAUAUCCAUGUGUGGACGAUAUGAGUGUUAGGAGUUGGAGAAGAGAAAUUAACAAUCUAUAAAUGAUUAGAUUCAACUACUCGAAAUGUCCUGGAGGAGAAAGCAAAGGAGGAUGAGAGGCUUAGGGUAGAGAAACACUGGAAAAGAACAUCCAAAGACCUCCAGGGAUUGCCAGAUGGAGGCAGUGCCCAGAUGUAAUGCAAAUACUAAGCUGUUGACUAAUCUUUCUAGGGAAGGAAAAUUGCCAGAGUGAUUCAAACUCGUGCUAGCCACACAUAUUUUUUCCCGUGUUUUUCUAGCAUAUAAAAUCUUCAUUGCAGCAGACACAAACCACUUUUAUAAGCAUAUGUUUGCAGAGGACAGGGGACUGCCAAGUACUUACACCACAUCAAAAUCUACCCUGCAUCCCCAGGACCUGGCGGGGCUCACAGAGGUCAUUUCAGGUCCAGUUCCAUUGAUAAAAGGAACCAUAAAAUUUACAUUACUCAGGAUGGCUCCUCAGGUAAGAACAUUUGCUGUGAAGCCUGAAGACCUGAGUUCAAAUCCUUAGCACCUACAUAAAAAGCCAUGCAUGGUCUUCUGCCGAUAAUCCUGGUGCUAUGGGAGGCAGGUCCAGAGGUGGCUUGGUUGCUGGGGCUUGCUGCUGCCAGCCUAGCUCUAUGUUCAAUGACAGACCCAUCCCAAGGGGAUGAUGGAACAAGAUUCCCAGUGUCCUCCACUGGACUCGGCUCAUGCCCACAGGCAUGUGCCCCUAUGUGCACAUGUGCAUGCUCUCCGAUUCUCAAAAGUUUUAUUUUUCAUUUACUUUAAAGCAGAGGGGAAAUACAAUGUGAUAUCAAAUAAGACUCAGUUGAUAGGAUCAUAGUAAAAGCAAAACGUUCAAAGAAUGCUUAUUCUGCUAAAUACCUCUGUAAAACAAUGCUAAGAAGUUCCUACUUCUGUACCUCAUUUCAAGUGAGUGGUUUGGAGAGGAAACAUUCAAAGUCAUGCAAGCUCGGAUUCAAGGGCAAUGCUGUCCUCAGUAGAGAAUGAAUAUCUAGAAUGGAAAAUUGUGGAGACAGGCUGAUCCCAUCUAUAGAGGAGCCUGUAUCUAGGAUGCUGGGGGAUGAAAUGGCCAGCUGAGGUGACUGCUCGGUUGGAAUGUAGCUGAAGGAUUAAAACAUUGGACUUCCAGGUUGAAAGCUGUUACCUUCAAGCCUAGAAAUACCAUGUAGAAAGUUGUGCUUAACAUAUUUUAUACUUACUUUGCUCUCUCCAGUUUUUUGGCCCUCCACGAUUAUAGACUUCAGUAUUUUAUAGUGAAAAACAACAAAAUCUGAAAUCUCCAUAAUUUCGUUAAUGUUAAAUCUGGUACUCAUUCAGCUAAGCUCCCAAUUAAAGUAUGGAAAAGCACUAUAAACAUCUGCUUUAAACAAUGGAUGGGGUGAAGACUUUCGAAUUUUAAUUUAAAGAAUGGCAUAGCUUUCUAAUAUAUUCUGCGCAUACGUAUUAGCUUUUCCUAAAGCAAUGGAUUGACUUGGCAUCAUGCUAUCUUAUGAAACACUUUCUCACCCCUCGUGGUGUGUCUUUAUAGUUUUCAAUAUCAGCAAAACCUGUAAGUGGUCUUAGUCGGGUGUUGUGUAUCAUUGUACAGUAACUGCAAGUCCAUAUGGAAUCUCUGAUCCGUGUAAUAAAGUACAUUUGUCAUGGA